AUGGCAAGAAAUGUUGUUUGGACCCUGAUGCCUGUUUUGCUUUUGAUGGGUGUGGCAGAUGCAAUGGAUCCUUUGACAGAACUGAAAAACAUUGCAGGAAAGUUGGUCUUCUAUCAAAUGGAUGGGAAUGCCACUUAUGUGAGAAACACAGGAGAGCUUGCUUCAUAUAUUCCCACUGAAACCAUGUUUGAACUGUUUGAUCCUCAGAAGAAUUUUACUAACGCCAAGUUCUCCUACACAUGGGACUUAGGAAAUGGAGAGGUGAUUCAGGGGACAGAGCCAGUAGUGAGGUAUCAUUAUGCAGCAUCAGGAAACUACACACUCAAGCUUAAAGUCGGAGUCAGUGCGAACCAAACUGGGCCACAAGUGACUGGGGUUUAUUCAAUGGAUGUGACAGUGCUUGAUGCCAUCAAACAUAUUGAGCUGAAGGGGCCUUCAGACUAUGAAGUUUCUCAGAACAGCAGUUUGGCUGUUCAUGUCGAUGGAAGUCCCCCUAUGUGGGUGUGUUGGCGCUUCCUGCCUAACUGCGUCCCUGAUCCAAAUGGUGGCUGCACUCUGACCAUGCUGUAUGAGAACACUCUCUGGCUCAACCACACCUUCACCUCUACUGGGGUGCACUGCCUGGACAUCAGUGUCCGCAAUGAUAUCAGCAAACUGCAGACCUCCUUCAGCUUGUUUGUCAAGAGAAACAGUAAUGCUCACAUGAUAUUUAUCAUGGCCUGUGCUGCGGUCCUCGUGGCCACUUUCUCUUUCAUCACAGUCAUUGCCUGUCGCCCUCGAAGUCUCACCAGAACACCGCUGGCAUCCUCCAGUAAUGCCAUCUUCCUGAAGAGCCAGGACUCUGAGACUCACAGCCGGGUCAUGUUUAACUUCUUCAACACGGGCAAAGAAGAGAAACAACCUUUGCUUUUCCAGUGUGGAUCCCAGUAUACCUCAUAG
Molecule: messenger RNA, 939 nt
Organism: Boleophthalmus pectinirostris (great blue-spotted mudskipper)
Lineage: Eukaryota; Metazoa; Chordata; Actinopteri; Gobiiformes; Gobiidae
Gene: tmem130
Product: transmembrane protein 130
Exons: 8
Coding region: 1-939 (312 amino acids)
Source: RefSeq, a predicted model, not a curated record